CUUAAAUCCGACUUAAGCCCCAUGACAGUCCGAUUCUAUGUCAUCCUCACAGGCUGACUGCAUAUAUAUUUAUUUAUCUAGUAAGAGAGGUUACUUGGGACAGUUUUAAACUGUUAUUUAAAUAGUAAAAGUGGAUUUCCGUGGCGGAAAAGAGGAGUGCAUCGCAUCUUCUCCUGCAAAAGGGGACCCAUACGUGCUGGUACUCGAUCGCAUGACUGUCCUGCUGGAUUCAGGACGGAUGGUCACCGUCUUUACAUGAUGGUCGGCCUCUCGGGUGCUGGGCACCAAAUCAACAAUAAUUUUCAAAUGGAAGUGAGAGAAAUGACUACCACUAUGACUACUAGCACACCUACAUCUGCAGAUGCCUGUUUAAGCAUAGUCCAUAGCUUGAUGUGCCACCGGCAAGGUGGUGAAUCAGAAGGAUUUGCAAAAAGGGCCAUAGAAAGUCUUGUAAAAAAACUGAAGGAAAAACGAGAUGAACUCGACAGUUUGAUCACCGCAAUCACAACAAAUGGAUCUCAUCAUAGCAAAUGUGUCACUAUACAAAGGACCCUUGAUGGUCGAUUGCAGGUUGCAGGGAGGAAAGGCUUUCCCCAUGUCAUUUAUGCUAGGAUAUGGCGUUGGCCUGAUCUGCACAAAAACGAACUGAAGCACGUUAAAUACUGCCAGUUCGCAUUUGAUCUCAAGUGUGACUCUGUGUGUGUGAAUCCUUACCAUUAUGAAAGAGUCGUUUCCCCAGGUAUAGACCUGUCAGGUCUGAGCCUUCAGUCUGGGCCGAACCGAGUGAAAGAUGAAUACAGUGUCGUCCCAGGGGCAAUCGAAGUCGAUCAAGAUCAGGCCACGGUCCAGCACCAUGCUCCACAGCAGAUGCAGUAUCACUCGCACCCCAUGCAAGGUUUAGUAAAUGUUGGGGAAGGUGGAACAAGUGGAGUCAGCAGUCCAGGAAGCAGCUACAUGGGAAAAAUAGACUCGAGACCUCCUAGACCACAAGUGGAUAUAAGACCACAGUGGGCACCUCAACAUUCGCAAAUUCACAGGACAAGUGGAUCAGCACCUAGCCCUGUUGUACAGUCUUCUCCAACUGGUAUGGUAUCCCCUACAGAAAAUCAACAAGGAUCUCAACAAACAUUCUACACGAGUAUACCUCAGCAGUCAAUUGAUUCUCAGGAAACCACUCUUUCAGUGACGCUAGUAGCGGAAAGUGGUGCUAGUCCCAUCAGUACGGCUACGGGUACUGCAAGUGUACCUGUUGUGAGCAGCGCCCAGCCGCAAGGCGUGACAACGCUCUCGACGUCGGCCCAAAGCCCUGCACCACCUCCACAAGGCCAACAGCCAGACACUUUCAAUACUGGCAGUCAAGCGGCCUGGAGUGGCUACACGUUGACGUACACCCAGAGCAUGCAGCCGCCGCCUCAACACCAUGGAACAUACUGGGGUCAUGGAGUUGGGUCCGAAAUGGGAGUCAGUGGUGGAUUACUUUCAAACCAACCGGCUCCUGAAUACUGGUGUUCAAUCGCCUAUUUUGAAUUGGACACUCAAGUCGGCGAAACUUUCAAAGUCUCUUCUUCUUGUCCAAAUGUUACAGUUGAUGGUUAUGUCGAUCCUUCUGGGGCAAAUAGAUUUUGCCUUGGAGCUCUUAGUAACGUUCAUCGUACUGAACAGAGUGAGCGAGCAAGACUGCAUAUAGGUAAAGGUGUACAAUUGGACCUACGCGGGGAAGGGGAUGUCUGGCUGAGGUGUCUUAGUGAUCACUCAGUUUUUGUACAGUCGUACUACUUAGACAGGGAAGCCGGGCGAUCGCCUGGAGAUGCCGUGCAUAAAAUCUACCCUUCUGCCUACAUCAAAGUCUUUGACCUGAGGCAAUGCCAUAGUCAGAUGCAACAGCAAGCCGCCACGGCUCAGGCGGCAGCUGCUGCUCAAGCUGCAGCUGUUGCAGGGCACAUCCCCGGACCACACAGCGUCGGUGGAAUUGCUCCUGCUAUCAGUUUAAGCGCCUCGGCAUGUAUUGGAGUUGAUGAUUUAAGAAGGCUGUGCAUCCUACGGUUGAGUUUUGUAAAAGGCUGGGGACCGGAUUAUCCUAGGCAGUCAAUUAAAGAAACACCUUGUUGGAUCGAAGUUCAUUUACAUCGAGCUCUGCAGCUUCUUGAUGAAGUUCUUCAUUCUAUGCCCAUAGAUGGUCUAAGAGGAGUUGAAUAAUUUUAUUUUUUAAAUAAUAUUUCAUUUCCUACGAUAUAUUUCAUGUUUAUAAGUAGAAAAGCUUGUCCUUUAUUGAAUUUAACUUUAUCACUUUGCGAUAUGCCCUCAUAAAAAAAGCCAACUGACAGGUGGCUUUUUAUGUUUGCUUUUUUUGCAUGUAUGUUUUACAUCAACUGGCCAUAAUAUUUGACCCCCUUAUAUUUGUCAAUUUUUAAAAAUAAGUCUUGAUCUUGUAAAUAUUGGUUACAAAUUUUAAUGAAGUUGAGGUAAAAGACAGUUUUUAAAAAUAUUUAUUUGUAUUUAAAUAAUAUUUAUGUUUACCAAACUAAUUAAGUCGUUGAAGACUUAUUUUAUUUUGUAAAUUUUUUAAAUAAUAGAGACGUAGAAAUCAUGUCAAGCCCCAACUCCUGACAAAAUUUUUAAAAAAAUAUUUCAGUCCUUCGAAAUUUUUGUAUAGGAAAAAGAAUGGAAUGAGUGCUUCUUUUUUCUCACUAUUACCACUCCCUCAUUCCCUCUUACUUUGUCCUUUUGAAAAUAUUUAAAGCUAUAGAUUGUUAUAUCGUCUUUAAUAUCACUGUAUUAAAACAAAAAACAAUAUUUGGGAUUUCAUAAAAUUAUAUUUAAAAUUAAUCAGAAAGAUGUAUUAAACUCUAUAUUCUUCAAAAUUUAUCAACAAUGCAUGUAUGGGAAUGAUUUAUAAAAUGGGAGAAAGAGAACUAAUUUCAAGUAUUACGUUUUUACCUAAUGUUAAUGAAAAUUUUACCAAAUAACUGGAUUUAUCAAUAAUAAAAAAGAAUCUCAUUUGUUUGGAUUAAAAAUUCAAAUUUUGUAAUAGAUAUAUAAAUGUUUUUAACCGCAUAAGAAUUGAAAUAGGCAAUUUUUAUGUUUUUUAUUAUACUUUUUUAUUACAAAUUGUUUUGCUUUGUAAAUAUGAUGUUUAUGACUACUUACUAUUUCUAAAUUUGUAUUGCUCAAUACAAUAACAAUGUGUAAACGUAUUUCUCUAUAUAUUAUACGUGUCGUUUAUAUAACAAAUAUUGUUUGAUGAGUCACUUGAAAAUUGUAUGUUUUAAUGUGAAUAUGAUAAAGUGUAAAGAGUUAUAAAAUUUUUGUAUUUGUUCAUAAAAAAAACCUAAUUGAAUACUGUAGUGAAAUACCUAGCUAACUCAAGGCGCAAUAUAAAAUUUAAAAAAAUUUAAAAAAGCAAUAAAAUAUUUAUUGUGAGCUUUUUCAAAAAUUAUUUAUAAGGCUGUAUUUGCUGUGCAUGUAUGUUAUAGUACCACCUACUAUUUGUAAACAAAGGAAAUUUUAAAAAAAAGUUGGGUAUAUUAUUAUUUUCAUAAAAAAAUAUGUAUUAAUUGCCAGCUAAUAGAAAUAAGAGAAUAUUUAGGCCUGCCUGCAUGGAUGAAAGAAGAGCAAAAGAUAUUUUUUAAACAAAAAAAAGGCGUAUUUUAAGCAUUACAAAGCUUCUGUUCCUGUUAAUGGACUUUUUAAAUUGUAUUUUAAGCUUGAAUGUGAAAUGUUAUAUGGAACAGUGAAAAUAAUUUAUAUCAUUAGAACUAGAUUUUGCAUCACAUAUUAACAAAAAAAGUAUGUAUUUAAUAUAUUAAAGAAAAAUAAAUUGAACUAAAUAUAUAGUUCACAGUU
Messenger RNA from Cimex lectularius (bed bug), 3843 nucleotides. RefSeq names its product mothers against decapentaplegic homolog 4 (gene Med). The record is from RefSeq and is a predicted model, not a curated record. NCBI's taxonomy places the organism in Eukaryota, Metazoa, Arthropoda, Insecta, Hemiptera, Cimicidae. Gene Ontology annotation, molecular function: I-SMAD binding; RNA polymerase II cis-regulatory region sequence-specific DNA binding; DNA-binding transcription factor activity, RNA polymerase II-specific. The transcript is spliced from 12 exons. Gene Ontology annotation, biological process: anatomical structure morphogenesis; transforming growth factor beta receptor signaling pathway; regulation of transcription by RNA polymerase II. Gene Ontology annotation, cellular component: heteromeric SMAD protein complex. The coding region runs from base 256 to 2196 and encodes 646 amino acids.